UGUAGAUCCUGUGCGGAUACAUAACAAAGAAAAACAGCAGAGACUCGCACGUUUCGGAAAUGAAAUACAGUUAAUUCUCAAACAUUUACUGUACACUAAAAUUAAUAAACAUGGGGAAAAAGCAUAAAAAGCACAAGUCCGAGAAACACGCGUAUGAAGAGUACGCGGAGAAGCCUCUGAAGCUGGUCAUUAAGGUGGGAGGCGGUGAAGUGACCGAACUGUCCACGAUGAGCUCCGGACACGAUUCCAGCAUGUUCGAGGACAAGUCGGACCACGACAACGACAAGAAGAAGAAGAAGAAGAAAAAGAUGUGCGAGAAAGCGAAGCCCCCUCCCGUGCCAGUGGUGCAGGAGAAGAAGAAGAAAAAGACUGAAAAGAAGAAGAAGGGUCAAGACUCCAUGGACACAGACGUGGAUGAGAGAAGCCAAACUCCCGUGAGAGCAGAGAUGCUGCAUGAAAAGCACAUGAGCGCAUCCCUGGCCAAAGUAGAAGAAAAAGAACAGUCCCCUCUGCAAGAAGCUUUAACACAACUGACCCAGCAGCUUCUGAGGAAGGACCCGCGUGCCUUUUUCUCAUUCCCCGUGACAGAUUUUAUUGCGCCUGGGUACUCUCAGAUCAUCAAGCACCCAAUGGACUUCAGCACUAUAAAGGAGAAAAUCAAGGCUGAUGAGUACCACUCUCUGGAGGAACUCAGGGCUGAUUUCAAAACCAUGUGUGAAAACGCAAUGAUGUACAACAAGCCACAGACCAUUUAUUUUAAAGCUGCCAAGAAGCUGCUCCACUUCGGCAUGACAAUCCUCAGCCAGGACCGGCUGCAAAGCUUAAAACAGAGCAUUCAAUUCAUGGCAGACCUGGAAAAUGCCAACAAGCAGAAAGAGGAGCAGCAGGAGGAGGAGACGGACCGGAAGGAGGACUCUGCGCUCGACCAGUCCAGAGAGCCAGCUGAGCCCAUGGACACGGACGAGGUGAAGAAAGCCUCCGCUACAGCAAACAAGGAGAUCGGAAGGCAAGACUCCAAAGACUCUGUAUCAAAGAUCAUCAGUGCGGCAGAAAAGGAGCUGGAACGGAUCGAGAAAAUCAUAGAGGAAUCAGGAGGAAAAUUAACCCGGAGAAACGUUGAGAGUCAGUUGGAAUUUGAGAGAUGGAAAUCUGAUGGGACCACAACUCUGGGAUUCCUGAACCCAGCAGACCUGUCAAUGGGAGAACCCGGGUACUGUCCGGUGAAGCUGGGAAUGAUGAUGGACAGGUUACAAACAGGUAUUAACACUCUGCAAGGAUUCAAAGAAGACAAACGCAACAGAGUAACUCCAGUGUCAUACACGAAUUAUGGGCCUUACAGUUCUUACGCCCCCGUCUACGACUCCAGUGUUGCAAACGUCAGCAAAGCAGACUCAGACCUCAUAUAUUCCUUCUAUGGAGACGAAUCAAGCUUGGAGGUCCCAGCCAGUGUCCAUCAGUUUUUGGAAAAUUUGGAUGAAUAUACUUACAAGAUGGCAGACAACAUGCUGGAUGCACUGACCAAUGGAGAACAUUCCAAGAGCCUGAGAGAAAUGGGAAUGACAGUGCAAGGAAGCGAGGAGCGCACAGACGAGUCUGCUGCGUCUAAUGAUAUUGAGAUUGUUGAAGCACAUGCCAGCAGCAACGAUGGAUUUACCUCCCCGAGUGUUACUGCAGGUCUGGAAAUGGAGACGCCGUCCUUCGACUCCAAAGAGUCGGAGCAGUUCCAGAAGAAGCUGGAUGAAACCACCCAGUUACUCCAGGAGCUGCAGGAGGCGCAGAACGAGCGGCUCAGUGCAAAACCGCCGCCCAACAUCGUCUGCCUGCUUGCUCCCACCGUCAAAGAGAUCCAGCUGGCUGAGAAGGUGACUGGAAAUCUAAAGCACAUGGCCAGCCAAGUGACCCCUGGUGACAUCACCAGCGUGUACGGGAUCAGGAAGGUCAUGGGCGUUGCUGUGCCUGCACGCCUGCUGGAGCAGAGCCUGGUAGACCUGACUGCAGGCGAGUCUGCAUCACAUGAAAGUGUCAAUGAUUUUUAAAAGCAAGAUGCUUCAGAGUCCGAGAGGAGCCUGACUGCCAACCAAGAAAACGUCCCACCUAUAGCAGUGUGAGCCAGCUCCUUGUUUUACUGAAAAGCUUUUUUCAAAUUCUAAAACAAAAGCAUGUUUUUGUACAGAAUGUAUUUGCUCAGUAUGUGUACAUGGUUUUAAACAAUAAACCUUUUUUUUUUUUUAUAAUACCAAUUGUGAAUCACUGACAUGGACUGAUUAACUAACAUUGCACCCUCUGGAAUUAAUUAGGGGUGUAAUGAUUUGUUAUGUAAUCGAUGAAAUAGAGCUACUUUCUUUACCUGUAUGUAGCAUUUAUAUCGUGAUACAAAAAUAAACGCACAGCUCAGUGUGGAUCGUAAAGCGGUUCUUCAAUGAACGUGUGCCUAACCCAUUUUUAUUUUUACCUAAAAUAUGAAAUGAUCAUCUGAUGUUAUUAUGUGUCAUACUUGUAGCCAAUUGAGACCAUGUAGCGCAUCCUGAUACAUUAGGGUAACAUUCCAACCCAAGGAGGCUGCUGCUGCGGAAGGAUGAUGCAUCACUCUAGCUUAAGAUGCUUGGUAAAUCCUUUAUUUUAUACCUUACAAAAUGCAAAACCUCUGCAGGAUUUCACUGAAUUUUAAAUGCGCCGCUCUGGGAAACUGAAUGUCGACACGGAAACUGUCAUGAGAGUGUAAGUAACAUUUUAACUACAUUCCCUAUAGGCAAACCUGUGUUUUUUUAUUUCGUUUUUUAUAAAUAAUUCAUUGGCAUUACACAAAUAAAAUGGCAGCAUGGAUUAAAUGGCACACAGACUUUGAUCUAAAAAUGUCACUGUAUUUAUGUACCAAUGUGAACCUAAAAUAAAUGCCAUUGCUUUAAGAUUUCCAGUUUCGGGAGCAUUAUCGGUACUGUUUCAUAAGAAAAAGAAGAAUUUGUAAAGAACAGCUGCCAUUUAAAAAAAAAAACAUUUUGUUUAAGGGAAUUUUUCCAUACACCAUUCCCGGAUUUUGUAUACUUGUAUUUUUUCUGUUUCGAGUUUAUCGUAAAUUAUUGGUAUGUUGCUUGGUGGCAGCUUUCUGAUAUAAUACUGUAUUGUUAACAAAUACUUUAAAAUUACCAGGUGAAUAAAGAGAAGAUACUUUGUUUCAGAUCAGAAACUAUUUUUAUAUGGAUGCAUCUAAAAUCAGAACAUUCCACAGUAAUAAGACAAGUGCACAUCAUUAUCAAAGCCUGUUAAUGUGGAUUUUGAACACAGUGCUUGUUUUCAAAAUGGUUUUAAAUGGGCCAAAAAAAAUAUGCUUUACAGUCACAAAUAAAAAAAACAUACUAUUUUUAU
This is a messenger RNA of Polyodon spathula (Mississippi paddlefish), 3363 nucleotides long. Its product is annotated as bromodomain-containing protein 7-like. NCBI's taxonomy places the organism in Eukaryota, Metazoa, Chordata, Actinopteri, Acipenseriformes, Polyodontidae. Bases 111 to 2036 code for a protein of 641 amino acids. Gene Ontology annotation, cellular component: nucleus. The record is from RefSeq and is a predicted model, not a curated record. The transcript has 17 exons. Gene Ontology annotation, biological process: regulation of transcription by RNA polymerase II.